AUGGCCGAACACGAUGCGUUGGUACUUUCGUAUGUUCACUUGAACAACUUCCCGAGAGCAAACGAUGCCCUGCAUACUUUGAAAAAGGUGGCCUCUUUGGUCAAACCCAUCAUGAGAGCGCGCAACUGGAAGGUCCGGGAACUGGCCGAAUUCUACCCCGAGCAGGGAAACCUCCUAGGUCUCAAUAUGAACCGAGGUAUGAAGAUAUGCCUGCGCUUGCGGCAUGCUGGCGACCGGAAUCAGUUCAUGUCCAUCGAGAGCGUCGUCGAUACUAUGCUUCAUGAGCUAUCACACAUCGUGCACGAUGCCCACGAUUCAAAAUUCCACGCUCUCUGGGACCAACUCCGUGACGAACACCAGGGCCUGGUCCUCAAAGGGUAUACUGGUGAAGGGUUCUUGUCCGAGGGCCAUCGGCUGGGAGGUUCCAGAAUGCCCCAACGCGAAGCUCGUCGGUUGGCGCGAGAAGCCGCCGAGAAGCGUCGAGGUCGACCUGGUGGUACUGGUUCUGGAAAACGCUUGGGAGGAGUUGGUCCCCGGCCGGGCGAGAGUAUUCGCAGCGUCAUUGCAGAUGCAGCUGAGCGACGAAACAGAACGCUCCAGGGUUGCGCAACGGAUAACCUCGACGAGGCUCAGAUCCGGAACAUUGCUGAUGCCGCUACAAGGAACGGCUUCCGAACACAGGCUGAAGAGGAUAAGGCCAAUGACGCAGCUAUCGCCCAGGCUCUCUGGGAGUUGGUGCAGGAGGAUGAACAGGCCAAGUAUGGAAGCAGUUAUAUACCACCAACCGCGAACAAUCCAACUGGCAAUGGCGGUGGUGCCGUGAUGAGGGACCAAGGGGGGCCCAAGCCCGCCCCGAGAUCGACAGCAGAACGCUACCGCCUCACGGACAACAAGACCGGCGGCGAAAGCCUCCUCCGUCCCUCAGACAUGGCAGUGUAGCUUUUGUGGGACAGAGAUGGAGAGGCAAUGGUGGACCUGCUCAACCUGUGGAAAGAUGAAGGAUAGUUCAGGAUAGGCUGACGAUUACAUCGUUGGUGGUUAGUAGACGAUGGAUAACCUGA
Molecule: messenger RNA, 1061 nt
Organism: Fusarium vanettenii 77-13-4
Lineage: Eukaryota; Fungi; Ascomycota; Sordariomycetes; Hypocreales; Nectriaceae
Exons: 3
Coding region: 1-939 (312 amino acids)
Source: RefSeq, a predicted model, not a curated record